CUAAAGACGGGUUUACACGGGUCAAGUAAACGGUCAAGUUGAGCAGUAAAGUCAAGUAUUUUUUUCUACUUGCAUUGUAUGAACAAUUUCGGUCAAGUAAAGUAGCGACUUGCGUCAAGUGACGAGGCAAGUCAAGUGGUUCUGCACGGUGAACAAGUAACUUUACUUGACUGCUACCCCCACUUCUACUUUAUCAUUGGAUCGCCAACUUGACCGUCUACUUUACCAAUGUAAACAGACAAAGCAACUAAGUAAACAAGUUCCUGCGCAUGGAAUGUGAAUUUGUACUGUCUGGGGUUUUUCAGAUUUCCUAUCCAUUUUGAUCACAGAUAACCAAAUAAUUUUGGUGAUUUUGGUAUACUACGAAUUGUGAAUUGAGGUUUAAUUUGUACAAGAUGAAGUGGUCAGAAGAAGAAACCAUGCGUUUCGUUGAACUCUAUAGUGAAAAAGAGUGUUUAUCGAAGAAGAGUAGUGUAAAUUAUCGCAAUAAAAACAUGCGAAAAGCAGCUGAAGAGGACAUCGUGAACAGGAUGGGAAAGGAAGGUUUUGGAGUGACAGAAUUAAAGCAAAAAAUAAAGAUAAUGAGAACAACUUAUAAUCAGGAAGCGCUGAAAGUUAAAAAGUUUAAGAAAUCAGGAGGUAAACCGGAUGAUAUAUACGUUCCAACUGUCAAGUGGUUCCGACAAAUGGAAGAAAUAAUGGAUAGCUCCACAGCUGAAAAUGAAACGGAAAGCAUAGAGACAGAAAUCGCUCCACCUAGCGAAAAUGAACAAGAACCAUCUCCAACUCUCUUGCAAGCUCCUACAAGACCUUCGACCAGCAAAACAUGCUCCCGAGUAGAAUCGACCGGUAAGAAAGGUUCUCGAGUAGAAGCAGGAUCAAAAAAUAAAAAACCACGGCUACAAGCCUUAACUGAAGCUGUUGCAGAGGUCCGAAAAGCCCAGGAAACAUUAAUAACUUCUCAAUCCAUCAGUGACAAUGAAGCUUUUGGCAAGUUUAUUGCAGCCAGUUUAGAUAAACUGCCCCCUGCUGAUUCAAUCAUGGCGCAAGGUGCACUUCAAAGAGUGAUACAAAAAUAUCGAUUGAAUGCGUUAAAUAAGAGCAGUUCUGCUUCUGAGGCUUCCGCAUUAACUGCAAUUCAAUCACCAACCCUUUCUAGGGAUUCACCUCCUGCAACUACUCCUGCAUACAGCACUGAUCAUCCGAUUAUGAACGAGGACACAGUUGCAAAUGAUGAUGCUGCUAUCGCAGAUAUUAUCUCGCAAGCAUGGAACUUGACAAACUAA
This is a messenger RNA of Acanthoscelides obtectus, 1286 nucleotides long. The record is from the annotation of a GenBank genome assembly. NCBI's taxonomy places the organism in Eukaryota, Metazoa, Arthropoda, Insecta, Coleoptera, Chrysomelidae.